AUGGUGGUGGCCUCUGAAGACCACAUCUUUGAAGACCCCACGGUGUGCUUGACAAAACGGGGGCCCCUGGGAGUCAACGUUGAUGAAACGGACCGAGAUUCCUUCUGCUGUCAGAUGUCUUUCUGCUUGACUGAACUUCACCUGUGGUCCUUGAAGAAUACCUUACACAUUGGGGACAGAGACAUCGGGAUUUACCAGUAUUAUGACAAGAAAGAGCAACCAGUAACCGAGCAUGGUCACUUAGAAGAAAAGCAGAAGUUGGCAGAAUCACGAGAUUAUCCUUGGACACUCAAAAACAGGCGCCCAGAAAGGCUUCGGGACUCACUCAAGGAGUUGGAGGAGCUGAUGCAAAACAGUCACUGUGUGCUGAGCAAAUGGAAGAACAAAUAUGUCUGUCAGCUCCUGUUUGGUACAGGUGUGCUGGUGUCUCUAAGCAUCUCUGGGCCGCAGCUGGAGAAGGUGGUGAUUGACAGAAGCCUGGUGGGGAAGCUCAUCUCAGACCCCAUCAGUGAUGCUCUUUUCACAGACAGUUUUAUCAUCUUAUCAUUUUUGGCACAAAACAAGCUGUGUUUUAUUCAGUUUACCAAGCAGAUAGGCUCUCCUGAUAUAACCAAGAGACUAGAAAAACUUUCAGCUUUGGAUUAUAAGAUUUCCUACUGUGAAAUUCCUGGCCCAGUUAAUAGGACAACAGCAUGUCACCUAGCUAUUAAUUGUGCUCAAGACAUGGUGGUUUGCUGGUGGCCCCUGGACAGUGGAGCUGCCUGGCCUUGGACCCCUGUAUCUUCUGAGACAGACAGGGCCAAUCUGGUGUUCCUGCGUCAUGCUCAAGGAAGACUGGAGGUUCAGAGUUCUAUCCGUACAGAAUGGAACCCCCUGGACAUUUGUUUUGGUACUAAACUGCCUUAUCAGGUAUUCACUGUGGAGUGCUCGACCGGUGGAAACAAAGAGCCAAUGGCUGAUAGCUGCAUUUAUGAGUGUGUUCGGAACAAGAUCCAGUGCGUGUCUGUCACCAGAAUACCACUACAAUCGAAGGCCAUCAGCUGCUGUUGGAAUAUUACUGAAGACCAACUGAUUGUGGGCUGUGAAGAUUCUUCAGUAAUUCUAUAUGAUACUCACCGGAGAGUGACACUUUUAGUCCAGGCUGAACUUCUGCCUUCAUUCAUAAGCUGCCAUCCAGGCGGUGCCAUAUUGAUAGUUGGCAGCAGCCAAGGGGAGCUGCAGAUUUUUGAUAUGGCUCUGUCCCCUCUUAGCAUCCAGCUCCUGGCUGAAGACCGCUCGCCCACGGCGACACUGCCAUUCACUACAUGCUUUAACGUUUCCAGUAGCCUUGUUCAGAUGCAGUGGAUAGCUCCUCAAGUGUUUUCUCAGAAGCCUGAAAGUGGGGACAUUUAUAAUCUCCUGUUCCUUAGAUUUGACCGUGGACCUUUGGGUGUACUUUUCUUUAAAUUUGGUAUCAUCACAGGAGGACAGCUGAGCCUGGUGGACAUUAUCUUCCAUUACAUUCACUGUGAUGAAAUCCCCGAGGCAGUUAACAUCCUGAGCAGCAUGAACUGGGAUAGUCUGGGCCACCAGUGCUUUAUCGGCCUGAGCACCAUUGUAAACCACCUUCUUAGACAGAAGCUCACUCCAGAGAGAGAAGCACAGCUCGAGGCAAGCCUUGGAACCUUCUACGCUCCAACAAGACCACUCCUGGAUUCAACUAUCCUGGAAUAUAGAGACCAAAUCAGCAGAUACGCAAGGAGGUUCUUCCACCACUUACUCAGAUAUCAACGAUUUGAAAAGGCAUUUCUCUUAGCUGUUGACAUUGGUGCCCGAGACCUGUUUAUGGACAUCCAUUACCUUGCUCUUGAUAAGGGUGAAUUGGCACUAGCUGAAGUGGCAAGAAAGAAAGCAAACGACAUUGAUGCAGAAUCAAUAACGUCUGGAGUUGAACUCCUGGGGCCUCUGGACAGAGGAAAUGCACUAAGUGACACUUUGGUUGGUUUACCAUUAGCACCUCAAGAAGACACUUUUCCAGAUACCUUUCUUCCCUUUAAUUCAAUACAGAGACAACAAAGAACACUGAGUGGCUCUUCUAACAGGUAA
This is a messenger RNA of Elephantulus edwardii (Cape elephant shrew), 2085 nucleotides long. It is a transcript of the gene WDPCP, whose product is annotated as WD repeat containing planar cell polarity effector. The record is from RefSeq and is a predicted model, not a curated record. The transcript is spliced from 15 exons. Gene Ontology annotation, biological process: establishment of protein localization; nervous system development; cilium organization. Gene Ontology annotation, cellular component: axonemal basal plate. Bases 1 to 2085 code for a protein of 694 amino acids. NCBI's taxonomy places the organism in Eukaryota, Metazoa, Chordata, Mammalia, Macroscelidea, Macroscelididae. Gene Ontology annotation, molecular function: protein binding.